Molecule: messenger RNA, 1897 nt
Organism: Eurytemora carolleeae
Lineage: Eukaryota; Metazoa; Arthropoda; Copepoda; Calanoida; Temoridae
Source: RefSeq, a predicted model, not a curated record
CACAUUCAAAACGGCUAUAUAGUGAAAAUUAUUUAAAUAUGUUUUUAGAAAAAUAAUGCAUGAUAUGAUGAUUUGUUAAUAAUAUGCUGAUUGAAAGUGCCUGUAGAAUGGAAUCUUAUGUACUUGGCUUCAUUUUAAUAUUCAUUAAAACUAGUGAAAUACUUGGUUUGGAGGAGGAACGUUUUAAUCUAAAUGAAGUAAGAGGUUUAACUGGAGAAUCAAACCUUUUCCUUCACAUCAUAGAGAACUCUAAACCCCAACCCAUCUGCCUAAACUCCAUAACAGGGAGGAGUAUUUCGCUACUUUCUCACCAGCUAUGCAGAGAACUGGGAUUCCAGACUUAUUCUAGUGCACAUCCUCGACAUAUAGACCAGUUUUCAGUGUCAACAGAUACUACUGCCUCCUCUUCUAUAGAAUGCAGUCAAGACAGAUCUAACUAUUCUAUAUCCUGCAUUAGAAUCAUAUCAACCCAACCUUGCUCAUUUUUCCUCCAGGUUGCAUGUGGAGACUGCCACAGAUCAGAAAUACUCAGGGAAACUGGCGAACUAACAAUCAGUUCUCCUCUGUAUCCUGUUCUACAACCCUACAUGAUUUGUCAGUACGAUCUUCAAGUUGAAAAAAACAUGAGAUUUGGUGAACUGGUGAUAGAUAAACUCAGCUUAUCAGAUCCCAUCCCGACCUCACAGAAUUCAGGAUCUUAUUGUUUAAACUCAUUCCUACAGAUUCAAGGUGGAGAGAACAGUAUGUCCCUGAGAAGUGUUGAAACUCUGUGUGGAGAAAUAAGAAACCAAUCCAUCUCUAUUCAGGACAGGUUUAUCAGGUUGGUACUUGUAACUGGAGGCAAACCUUGGGGAUUAUCUGGGUUUAAAAUUACAGUUCUCAGCUCUGGAUCUAUACCCUCUACUGCAUCUAAGAUUUUCCUGUUUUUUGUAACCUUCUUUUGUGUGUUUAUCGGUCUUGGAUCAUUUCUGUUCUGUAUAGGCUGCCUUGUGAAAACGAAGAUGACUAAAAAGAGACAACUAAGAAGUAUGUGGAGAGGAGAACUACCACGUCAUGGAGAAACAAUUCAUAUGAAUAGAACCCGUAGGUUACGCAGGAUGGGUGCGACCAAUGAGAACAACUAUGUGAUGGAUAACAGAGUUCAUGAUCCUAUCUCAUCUCUAGGAGCAAGCACUAGACCACUUCCCGAGUUACCUGAUAUUUCGGCAUUCAACCCAUCCGUAUUCAACAGAACCAACCCACCAAUACCAAGCAGAACCAAACCAUUUGUAUCCAACAAAACCAAUCCAUCUGUUCCAAACAGAGCCAGUCCUGUGUUAUUCAACCUAACAAACCAAUCAAAUGAAUCUGUUUCAACUUCUCCAGAUAAUAUAAUAAGAUCAGGAACAAGCAGAUCAGGAACAAGCAGAUCAGGAACUGGCAGCGCUUCGUCAAUGUAUCCACCCUUAAGAGAGAAAAAGAGAAGUUUGUAUUCUCACCAUAUUUAUCAAUCUCUUGAGAAAAUAUCAAGAAGAGAUGAAAACCCGGAAUCCUUUCAAAGACCAGAGGCCCUUGGUUCAAAGACCGGAUAUGUUCCAACUUCCUGUAUCAGACAACAUGGAUCCACAGACAGGGUUUACCAGGUUAUGGAUGAGAACCCGCCUGGUUUUAGAGAGAAUAUUUAUAUGUCCAUCCUAUCUUCAGGAAAUGGUUCAUCUGUUAACAGUAGAAUAUGUUCUACAUUCAAUACUCCAUUGCCAGCUUCUAAACCAUCUGUUCGAUCAAAGACCAGAGACUUGAAUGCUGGUCGAUCCAAGAUGGCGUCUAUAUCUAGUAGGCCAGCACAACAGCUGUUUAAACUGCCUCAAACCAGUUCAGUGUCAGCAUAUCCGCCUUACUUAAAUGCUAAUACGCACAG